CAGGCAGACUAAACUGCAUUCGGCCUAAAAGCCUUUUCAUUUAAAAAAAAAAAAGAAAAAAAAGGUUGGCACUCGGGUUUAUUUAAUGCAAAUAUACAUUAUUUGACACUGUGUUUAAUUGAGCCUAUUGAGGUGAGAACAUUUACAGAACGUUCUUUCAAGCUUUGUUUGAAUUGUAGUAAAAUGGAAAAAAACUAUGGACCGCUUGUCAAGAAGGCCAUAGCACUCAUUGAUCAGUAUUCUGCGAGCAAACAGACUCUGGACGACUUUACUGAACAUGCUUCAAAAGAUCUAAAGGACAUGGAACCCAAGCAUGGGGAGUUUGUAAUACUUGUUGUUUCGGGAUGUAUUGAGCAAAAGAAAAUACUGGACAUCAUCAUCAACUCCUUUUAUGGCCAUGAUGGCAAAUGCAUAUCAAAAUAUUUUCGCAGCCAGUUUGUUGUCAUCAGUUAUCUCACUAUAUUCCACUUUGAUGAACUUGGACUCAAGGAUUUCAGCAACAUUGUCAGAUCUCUGAACAUUGAGAGCAUGCACAGCUUCCUGAGUUUCUUCUUUACAAACCUCACCACUUGGAUACAAGAUGAGUUGAACUGUAUUUAUGAUGCCCAAUAUGUGAAGAACCACUGGAUUGAUCCACUACUCAGGAGGCGUUCCAAGAUUGCGAUGUUCAUAAAGAGGCUUGGAGAGGGUCAGAAGCCAAAGCCAUCCAAAGCCACUGAGCCUGUAGAGUUCUCUUUUUCGAAUCGUGAACCACGAUCUCAACCUUGCCCUGAACCCAGCCCUGUGCCUGAAAAAUACGUACCAGUACCAAACACCAUGUACACAGUUCCAAAAGAGCCUCAGAUAUUAGAUGAUCUCAAGCAAAGGAACUAUCAAAUGACAGAGGAGCUGCUGCAUGAGGCGAAUUUGACACCAUUCAAAUGUGCAAGACCUCAAAAGUCUGAACACACAACGAGGGCGAUGGCCAAGAUAAAGGAAGAGUUGGACUCAAAACUCAGAUUCGAUUUAGUGUUUAAAAGUCAGCCUUCUCCUAUUCAUAAGAAAACGUGGCCAGUGAAACUCAACAGUGCCACAAUCCUGCGACAGAGGGCGCUCCAUGACCGUAAAGUGGUGGAAGAACUGCAGAGGAUAGAGGAUCUGGUGGAAGGGGCCCAUGAGCCCUCUUCUUUUCUUCAGUGGCAAAAAGAAAUGCGUGACAAAGACCAUAAAGAGAAGACCGCGAUGAUUGAUCAGAAACAUGCAGAUAUACUAAUCAGCCAUCUCGAGACUGCUAUGGAACGCACAAAAGCCACAGAACGUAAAAAGAAGGCCGCUCGGCUAAAAAAAGAAGAGAAGUCUCGGAUGAAACUGAAAACUGCACAGAAAAGAAUGCAGGAGGUGAACGAAAAGAAAGACCUGGUCCAACAAUUAUCAGAGCGCUGUAAAAAGAACCCCAAAAAAGCUAAGGAGAAGGUGAAGAAAUUCAAGCGGAGUGUUGUUAAGGAAAUAUCAGAGCACAGUCGAGAGCUCCUUCAUCAAGCCCAAAAAGAAGCGCAGGAAGAGCUUGACAGGAAGUUUCAAGCCAUCAGUGAACUCCACACAAUCGAAUAUUGUCCUCUCAUUAGGCUCAAAUAUUUUGAUGACACAGAGACUGCAGGUCACGAGUUGCUAGGAGAGAUGUCCUAUGCCGAGCUGAAGGAGCGUCUGUUCUUCAUGAAGGAAGCCGAGAUGAAUGAACAACAGAAGAAAAGGGACUGGAUCCUAGAGGAGAAAGAUAAGAAGCAACAGCUUCUGUUGGAAGAUAUGGUCAACAUCAACCUCCACAGUAAGGUCAUGGGAAUGGCCGCUGCCCUCAGGAAAGAAGAGGAAAGGGUAGCCAGGUGUAAAUUGCAGCAGAGCCGAGAGGAAACCACCAUGGCCCUGCGGAAGAAGUUUGAUGAGAAAAAGCAGGAAUAUCAAAAAAUGAAGACAAUUGUAAGCAAACCAUCAAAGCAGGCAGACUCAAAUACUGUUAAAAAUACAGAGACCAACAGAAAGGCUGGAUUAAAGAAGAUAAAGUGGGAGGACUUGGAGCAGAGUUUAGAGGAGUACAUCGAGAGGAAAGAUUCUCAAAUUGUAUCGCAGCGGGGAUCACUGAAAAAAUAAAUGUGUCUAAAAUGGCCUUUUAGCAUAUCUGCACGUAUGGUCUGUGGCUCCUAGUUUAAAUCAUCGUCAGAACCUUCAAUGAUUUUUUAAAAUUCUAUUUUGAGGAAUAUCAGUCUGCAACUACUCAAAACUUUCAUUAGGUAUAUGGAAAUUUAACAGCGGAAUUAUUUUUUUGUAUUCAAGGUUUUGAUAAAGA
Molecule: messenger RNA, 2320 nt
Organism: Syngnathoides biaculeatus (alligator pipefish)
Lineage: Eukaryota; Metazoa; Chordata; Actinopteri; Syngnathiformes; Syngnathidae
Product: cilia- and flagella-associated protein 99-like
Exons: 15
Coding region: 184-2124 (646 amino acids)
Source: RefSeq, a predicted model, not a curated record